AUGGACAUUGAAAUCUUAGAAGACUUAGGAUUUGGAGAAGACAAAGCAAAAGAAGCAUUGAAACUAACUCAAGGAGACUUCGAGCAAGCUCUUGAGCUUUUAGCAGUAAAAGGUGCACAAGGAGAAGAAAAUAUUGAUGCGUAUUGGGAGCAAGAAUUGCUAUUAAAAAUUGGAAGACUUCAAGGAGAAGUGCUAAGGAAUGAUGAAAUCAUUGCAUUUAAGCCAGAAGACACGAAAGGAAUGAAUGCUAAGCUAGUUUGCGUGAAGUGUGAGAAACUAAUUUGUGCGGCUAUGGUUCAACGGAAUGAGGAAAAAUCGGAACAGAAGUCGAAGCAGGAAAUAAAGCAGGGGCUGAAACGGGAAUUGAUGCAGGAAUCUGAGCAGGAACUAGAGCAGGAAUUGGAGCAAAAAUUGAAGCAAAAACCAAGAAAAAAACUGGAGCAGAAAAUGAAGCAAACAUUGAAGCAAAAAUUGAAGCACAAAUUGAACCCGAAAUUGAAGAACAAACAUUGAAGCAAAAAUUGAAGCACAAAUUGAAUCCGAAAUUGAAGAACAAAUUGAAUCAGAAAUUGAAACAGAAAUUUAUGCAGGGAUCUAGUCAGAAAUUGGAGUAAGAAUUGAAGCAAAAAUCGAAGCAAAAACUGGAGCAACUAUCGAAUCCAAAAUUGGAGCGGAAAAUGGAACCAAAAUUGAAGCAGAAAUUAA
This is a messenger RNA of Blepharisma stoltei, 705 nucleotides long. The record is from the annotation of a GenBank genome assembly. NCBI's taxonomy places the organism in Eukaryota, Ciliophora, Heterotrichea, Heterotrichida, Blepharismidae.